Chrysochloris asiatica (Cape golden mole) is the source of this 954-nucleotide messenger RNA. It is a transcript of the gene NKX1-2, whose product is annotated as NK1 homeobox 2. Gene Ontology annotation, molecular function: RNA polymerase II cis-regulatory region sequence-specific DNA binding; DNA-binding transcription factor activity, RNA polymerase II-specific. The record is from RefSeq and is a predicted model, not a curated record. Gene Ontology annotation, cellular component: nucleus. NCBI's taxonomy places the organism in Eukaryota, Metazoa, Chordata, Mammalia, Afrosoricida, Chrysochloridae. Gene Ontology annotation, biological process: cell differentiation; regulation of transcription by RNA polymerase II.
AUGCUGGCAUGGCAAGACAGCGGGGCCAAAGCGGCUCCCUCCCUCCACAAGAUAUCCUUCUCGGUCCUGGACAUCCUGGACCCGCAGAAGUUCACCCGCGCUGCGCUCCCGGUCGUGCGCCCCGCGCCCCGGGAAGCCAAGAAAAGUUUGGCCGAGGCCGAAGCAGGGAAGGGCGUCAGCUCCGGGGAUCCAUCCCGACACCGGAAGACCCCUGAUGCUACAGGCCGAGGCGCCCGCGCUCCAUCCCCGCUGGAGGGCUCCGAGGCCGAAGAGGCUGACGAGGAGGACGCGGAGGACCCGGGGCGGCGGCGGGAGCGGGCGGCCGGGGGCACUAGCAGCAGUGGUCGCGGGCUCCCCGGACUCGCCCGGCUCCCCGCGGCCUCGGCGCCGGCGCGCCGAGCCCAGCCUGGCCAAGCCGGGGGCACUAGCAGCAGUGGUCCCGCGGGCUCCCCGGACUCGCCCGGCUCCCCGCGGCCUCGGCGCAGGCGCGCCGAGCCCAGCCUGGCCAAACCGCGGCGGGCGCGCACCGCCUUCACCUACGAGCAGCUGGUGGCCUUGGAGAACAAGUUCCGGGCCACGCGCUACCUGUCGGUGUGCGAGCGCCUGAACCUGGCGCUGUCGCUCAGCCUCACCGAGACGCAAGUCAAAAUCUGGUUCCAGAACCGUAGGACCAAGUGGAAGAAGCAGAACCCUGGCGCCGACGGCGGGGCGCAGGCUGGGGGCGUUGCAGCCCAGCCCGGGGCGCCGGUGGCGCAGGCUGGGGCGGGCGGCGCUGGGGCCAGCCCCGGACCCCCGGGCCCGGGAGCGCUGCCCUUCCAGACUUUCCCCUCCUACACGUCCGCCAACGUCCUCUUCCCGGCUGCUUCCUCCUUCCCACUGACGGCCGCCGGAGGUCCCUUCGCACCCUUCCUGGGGCCCUCCUACCUGACCCCUUUCUAUGCUCCGCACCUAUGA